AUGGCGCCAUCAGCAGUGUCACCUCCUUCAAGCAUCAUCGGCAUCACGAAGCCCACCCUCUACCUCCUAGACACUUUUCAUCCUGCUGCUAUUGAGAGGGCUCGCGAACUAUUCACCGUCAUCCUCCCAUCAGACCCUGAGUUCACUGACUGGCAGCAACAUGCCAAGUACCUCCUCAUCCGCGCCUCGUCCUUGACGGCCGCCCAAAUCGAAUCAGCGCCACAUCUCCUGGCCAUCGGCAAACAAGGUGUUGGCACGGAUCGGAUUGAUGCGGCGGCCUGUGCCGCCCGUGGCAUUAAAAUCUUCAACACGCCGGGCGUAAACUCCGGAGCCGUGGCGGAACUCGUGCUGUCCCUCACGAUGUCUCUGGCACGACAGAUACGGCCCAUCAGUGUCCGCAUCGCGCGAGGUGAAGUGGUGCGCAAGGAGGAAUGCGACGGGCUGAUUCUCCACAAGUGCACGCUGGGCCUUGUGGGCAUGGGCAACAUUGGGAGGAAGGUCGCCGAGAUCUUCCGGGGAGCCUUUCAAAGCGAAAUUGUCGCUUUCGACCCGUACAUGGGUGCCGGGGCGUGGCCCGAUCUCCCUCACAAGCGGGUGACCAAGUUGGAAGAUCUACUGAAGGUGUCGGACGUGGUCAGUCUGCAUGUCCCCUUGACGUCCGAGACGCGGGGGCUCUUGUCGUACGAACAGCUGGCGAUGAUGAAGAGGUCGGCGCUACUGAUAAACGCCGCCAGAGGGGGUAUCGUGGACGAAGCCGACCUCGAGAGAGCGCUUGCCGACGGACUUAUCUGGGGUGCCGGUUUGGACUGCCACGAACAAGAGCCACCCACACCAGAGAGAUACGAGAAACUGUGGCAGCAUACCAAUGUCAUCAGUCUGCCGCACAUUGGUGCGGCCACCUCUCAGACUCAGAGGGAAACGGCCACGGCCGCAGUCGAGAAUCUUUAUGCUUAUGUAAAGCAAAGGGAGGAAGCGACGGUCAACGAGGUGCCUUGA
Exophiala spinifera is the source of this 996-nucleotide messenger RNA. RefSeq lists its product as uncharacterized. Gene Ontology annotation, cellular component: cytosol. Lineage: Eukaryota; Fungi; Ascomycota; Eurotiomycetes; Chaetothyriales; Herpotrichiellaceae. The transcript has a single exon. The record is from RefSeq and is a predicted model, not a curated record. Gene Ontology annotation, molecular function: glyoxylate reductase (NADPH) activity; NAD binding; hydroxypyruvate reductase [NAD(P)H] activity. Bases 1 to 996 code for a protein of 331 amino acids.